Messenger RNA from Microbotryum saponariae, 1603 nucleotides. The record is from the annotation of a GenBank genome assembly. Lineage: Eukaryota; Fungi; Basidiomycota; Microbotryomycetes; Microbotryales; Microbotryaceae.
AUGCCUUCCACGAUGUUGAAAGGUGACAAUGGCCUGCUUCCCCUGGCCAAAGGUCUUGCCUGUGAGUGCAGGUUUUGUAUGGCAGGGCCGGUUCAUUUGGUGCUGCGACAAGCUGCUUUUCGGACUUAGCGACUGACCGUGAUUGCCACUUCUCGCACGCUGUUCCUGCUCGCACGCUAUUCCGCGGAGCUCAGGUCAGCGCUGCAAGGCACGCAAGACUCGUGUUUGGCUUGUCUUCGUUCUGGUGAGUGAUGCAUUGCUUGUGCUCUCGCGUCUCCUGUUGCUCGACCGAGUCUCAAGGGCCUGGACGUGGGGCUGCCCGUGCUGACCAUAGUCGGGUUCCCACGCAUAUGUGCGGCAUACUCAAAAAUCGCCUUCGGCCUUCUGACCGAUCUCAAACAGCUCAAUUCAAGCAUCUCCCAACAGAUAACAUCGCUUGUGUCUACAACGAGGAUCCUGCGAGCCAACCGGCGAGCUCCGAGUUCAUCGUGUCGACUUCCUCUAGCUCGCCAAACCGCAGCCGCCACGGGACGGUGUCGCCUCCUGUUGCCGGCUCUUCACCGAGUCAGUCGAGUCCCCCUUCCUCUGUCUGACUUUUUCCCCCGACAUAUACCGGUUUGACGAUUUCAGAACUCCAUACUGACUGGCGUUACCCCCUCUCCUUCGCACAGUACCGGCAUACGCCCCUUUUCGUAUCGUUUCGGAUGCCUCAGCGUAUACCAGCACUGCUUCGGGUUGGCAUGCUGUUGGUGAACCAGUAGUGUCGAAUGCACUCGGCAAUAAUUCUGGCCUCUGCUCCCUGGACCCGCCGGAUCCGCACGAGGUGUACAUACCCCCGAAUGACUCAUAUCAACACAGGCCACUCUCCGACGCCCGAGCGGACCCCUCAAUGGAUCGCCCACCUCUAAAUCAACUCCACACAGUGCUCCACGUCGCACAGAGUCAGCUCCACGUAUCGAGUUGGCAGCCGCAUUCGACGGUCUAUCCACAACCACAUUUAUCAUCCUACUCCCCCACACUGAACAGCCUUCCCUUGUACCCGCCACCGGAAAUACCCACCAACUUCAACCUGGCGUAUUCAUCGUUGCAUCGGUUCGCGGAUACCAGCGCGAGGGGGGUCAACACGGCACCAUCAUCCAUAUCCCACUCGCCGACCCUCGAGAAUAGCUCGAGGAGAGCGUCCGCAUCGACCAUUCCGUCGCAGACCCCAACCCCAGACCCCGAUGUCGCGAUGCACCGCAAUGCCGAUGGCGGUAGCACCAUCGGAGGUCGCAGAUCGUCCGAGCCAGACCACGCAAGCUUCGCUGGAAAGCACCCCUCCUCAAUCCCGAAGUCACCACGUGGUGUUUCUCUUCAUCGACAUCCUCAUCGAAUCAUAAGCGAUCGAACACCAGGCAGCAGUCCCUCCACUCUGCUCUCUCCCCUUCUACCCCUCGACCUCGCUUGCGUGCAGGCCGCAGGAGCCGCCGAGCUCGGAUCAACGGCAUCGUACGACCACUGGGUCGCGGCGGGGUUGCCCAUGCACGCGAUUCCGGACGGAAACGAGGGCGGGGCGUAUUCGGAGGACUUGGAGAGCGAUGUACGACCUGAGCUGGGGUUAUGA